This is a messenger RNA of Miniopterus natalensis, 1418 nucleotides long. It is a transcript of the gene RHBDL1, whose product is annotated as rhomboid like 1. Gene Ontology annotation, molecular function: serine-type endopeptidase activity. Lineage: Eukaryota; Metazoa; Chordata; Mammalia; Chiroptera; Miniopteridae. Gene Ontology annotation, cellular component: membrane. The record is from RefSeq and is a predicted model, not a curated record.
AUGGACAGGAGCUCACUGUUGCAGCUUAUCCAGGAGCAGCAGCUGGACCCUGAGAACACAGGCUUCAUCGGUGCAGAUACCUUCACGGGCUUGGUGCACAGCCAUGAGCUACCCCUGGAUCCAGCCAAGCUGGACAUGCUGGUGGCCCUGGCCCAGAGCAACGAUCGGGGCCAGGUCUGCUACCAGGAGCUGGUGGACCUGAUCAGCAGCAAGCGCUCAAGCAGCUUUAAGCGGGCCAUCGCCAAUGGACAGCGGGCACUGCCCCAGGAUGGGCUGCUAGACGAACCAGGCCUGGGUGUCUAUAAGCGGUUUGUUCGCUACGUGGCCUACGAGAUCUUGCCCCGAGAGGUGGACCGCCACUGGUACUUCUACCGGCACCGAAGCUGCCCACCCCCUGUGUUUAUGGCCUCGGUCACUCUGGCCCAGAUCAUCGUGUUCCUGUGCUACGGGGCCCGCCUCAACAAAUGGGUGCUGCAGACCUACCACCCAGAGUACAUGAAGAGCCCUCUUGUAUACCACCCCGGGCACCGAGCUCGAGCCUGGCGCUUCCUUACCUACAUGUUCAUGCACGUUGGGCUGGAACAGCUGGGGUUCAACGCACUCCUCCAGCUGAUGAUUGGGGUGCCCCUGGAGAUGGUGCAUGGCCUGCUCCGCAUCAGCCUGCUCUACCUGGCUGGCGUGCUGGCAGGCUCCCUGACUGUCUCCAUUACUGACAUGCGGGCCCCUGUGGUGGGGGGCUCUGGCGGAGUCUACGCCCUGUGCUCUGCACACCUGGCCAAUGUCGUCAUGAACUGGGCUGGGAUGAGGUGUCCCUACAAGCUGCUGAGAAUGGUGUUGGCCCUGGUGUGCAUGAGCUCCGAGGUGGGCCGGGCUGUGUGGCUGCGCUUCUCUCCACCACUGCCUGCCUCGGGCCCACAGCCAAGCUUCAUGGCACACCUGGCUGGUGCAGUGGUGGGGGUCAGCAUGGGCCUGACCAUCCUCCGCAGCUAUGAAGAGCGCCUUCGGGACCAGUGCGGCUGGUGGGUGGUGCUGCUUGCCUACGGCACCUUCCUGCUCUUCGCCAUCUUCUGGAACAUCUUCGCUUAUGACCUGCUGGGUGCCCACAUCCCCCCACCGCCCUGAGGGGCUCCUAGGGGCCACAUGGGCUAGGGUGUGGCCUGCAUGUCCACCUUCUGUGAAUAUAUGUCUCAAGGCUGUUUCUCCCGUGAGGGAAGGUGGCCCCUGUGGCCUGUUGAGUCCAGGCCAAGCCUUACACUAGCUCUGGCCUCCCUCCCAGGCCUGGGGGGGUUAGGACUGCUGGGCCAGGCUGGAUGGUGGAGGACCCAAGGGUGGCCCUAGAGGAGAGCCUAUCCUUCAGUCUCCCUGCAGGACUUGCAGUCUGAGCCUUUUUGGAGAAUAAAUAAAUAUUUUACACAGCA